AGAAAACAAGAUUAUCUGCUCAUCCAAAAAGAUGCAACCGACUGGGUUCCUUUCACAAGACAACCACGUGAGCACCGCAGACUGAUGAGUAGAAUCAAUAAGAACGUGAUUUUGGCGCUUUUAACUUUGACAAGCUCUGCGUUUCUGCUGUUUCAAUUGUACUACUACAAGCGCUAUUUAUCAGCAAAGAAUGGAGCUGGUUUAUCAAAAUCCAAAGGAAGCCGAAUUGGAUUUGAUAGCAUAGAGUGGCGUGCAGUCAAAAAAUUUAUUAUGCUAACAUCCACUCAAAAUGUACCGGUGUUCCUUAUUGAUCCUUUGAUUCUGGAAUUGAUUAAUAAAAACUUUGAACAAGUCAAAAAUACUUCUCAUGGCUCCACUUCAGAAUGCAAGUUUCUUUGUGCUCCAAGAGACUUUACUGUGUUUGCACUACAGUAUCACCUGUGGAAGAAUGAGGAAGGCUGGUUUCGGAUAGCUGAAAAUAUGGGGUUUCAGUGCCUAAAGAUCGAGAGCAAAGAUCCCCGGCUGGAUGGGAUAGACUCGCUUUCUGGAACUGAAAUCCCCCUGCACUACAUCUGCAGAUUGGCCACUCAUGCCAUCCACUUGGUGGUCUUUCAUGAGAGGAGUGGCAACUACCUCUGGCAUGGCCAUCUGCGACUCAAAGGACACAUUGACAGGAAAUUUGUUCCUUUUCGAAAGUUACAAUUUGGUCGUUAUCCUGGAGCUUUCGAUAGGCCAGCGUUACAACAGAUUACUGUUGAUGGACUAGACGUUCUCAUUCCAAAAGAUCCAGUGCACUUUCUAGAAGAAAUACCACACUCUAGGUUUAUUGAGUGUAGGUAUAAAGAAGCUCGAGCAUUCUUUCAGCAGUACCUUGAUGAUAACACUGCGGAAGCUAUGGCCUUUCGGAAGAGUGCAAAGGAAUUGCUGCAACUAGCAGCCAAAACACUGAAGAAAUUGGGAGUGCGGUUCUGGCUGAGCAGUGGGACUUGUCUAGGAUGGUAUCGGCAAUGCAACAUUAUUCCUUAUAGUAAAGAUGUUGACCUAGGAAUUUUUAUACAGGAUUACAAAUCUGAUAUUAUUUCAGCAUUUCAUGAGGCAGGACUUCCACUCAAACACAAAUUUGGGAAGGUAGAAGACAGCUUGGAACUAUCUUUCCAGGGAAAAGAUGAUGUAAAACUUGACAUUUUUUUCUUCUAUGAAGAGACUGACCAUAUGUGGAAUGGAGGCACUCAGGCCAAAACAGGCAAAAAAUUUAAAUACCUGUUCCCCAAGUUUACACUGUGCUGGACUGAGUUUGUAGACAUGAAGGUUCAUGUGCCCUGUGAAACCAUCGAAUACCUUGAAGCCAACUAUGGUAAGACCUGGAAGAUUCCUGUGAAGACAUGGGACUGGAAGCGCUCUCCCCCCAACGUGCAGCCCAACGGCCUCUGGCCUAUUUCUGAGUGGGAUGAGGUUAUCCAGUUGUACUGAGACAGGAGGUUGAAAUGGUAGAAUUCCCCUCGUG
Messenger RNA from Ceratotherium simum simum (southern white rhinoceros), 1504 nucleotides. It is a transcript of the gene FKTN, whose product is annotated as fukutin. Gene Ontology annotation, cellular component: Golgi membrane. The record is from RefSeq and is a predicted model, not a curated record. Lineage: Eukaryota; Metazoa; Chordata; Mammalia; Perissodactyla; Rhinocerotidae.